GGGGAAAGGAGAGAGAGUGAGUUGCGUCUGGCCAAGCGAAGAGAUCAGAACUGGAGGCGAUCUCCGGCGAGCUGCAACAGCUGGACUCGACAUCUGCACUUCUUCCAGCGCAGGGCAGCAGCCCAGGUUUCCAGGUUUAUAGAGAGCAGAAAUGACCAUGACUGCCAACAAGAUUGCCAGUGUCACCAAGAGAGCUGGAGGAAGUAAAGUGCCUCGGGAUAGUCUCGAUCGGUGUCAGUCAGUCUCCCCACCGCCUCUUCUAUACCAACCAAGAAGCCCAACAUAUCCCCUCAGCGACAGUGAGGACUCCUGCCGCUCCAGCAGUUUCACCAAAGUUUCCAGCUCUAGGGUGCUCCUCAAGGACCGGACUAACUGUGGAGUUGCCUUGAGAAGCACCUCCAGUUCUCCCUCAGACACUGAAUCUCCAAAUCACCCCCUCAAAGCUGUCAGCAUUGGCUGCUUGGACAAAAGGCUCUCCCUUUUCCAGACUGAAGACCAAAAGGAGGCCCCCAAGGAGACUCAGGAUGGAGAAGCUGUAGGCAGCCGCCAGCUUACACGGAGCACUCUCUCCUUGGGGUCUGCAGCGAACCUCCGGAACCUCUCCCUCAGCAGGGUCAGUGUCCAUUCCCAAGCACUUGAUAUCAGGCAGAAGAUAUCAGAAUGGGAGUGUCGGAAAGAGCCUUCCCCUAGGAUGAGCGUAUGCUUGGACAAGAGGGAUGUUGGGGACAGGUCAGGCAGUGAGACUUGCCCUAGUAUGUUGCCUUCUCCCUGCAGCGAGAAGACUUUUGACUACAAAGGGUUCCGGAGGAUGAGCAGAACGUUUUCCGAAUGCUCCUACCCAGAAACGGAGGAGGAGGAGUUCCUGGACAGAGAUUCCUGCCAUAGGUUUGAAAAAAGGCCGAGUAGGAGCGAGUCGGCAAAUGCUUUCUUCAAGGGGAACGCAAGAAAAGAGAGUUCUGCUGUGCUGAACAGAAUACAGAAGAUUGAGCAGGCUUUAAAAGAACAGCCAGGCAGGGGUCUCCCUCAGUUGCCCAGUAGCUGCUAUAGUGUUGACAGAGGAAGAAAAAAGUCUGUGACUUCGGGUAUUGUGGAGGACUUGAAUGAGAACACAAAUGAUAGUAAAGCAGGGAGUGUUAUUUGUGGGAGUAGUCCAGAGACACCCACUGAGACUGAUAAAACUAGUAAAAUGCCACAAGGACUCAAUGCCACAGUUAGUCCUGUUGGUCCUAAGCUGCUUCCUGAGAACUUGGCGAACACAGCGGUAAACCCUGUGCCCAAGCCCAAACGCACCUUCGAGUAUGAAGCUGACAAGAACCAUAAAAGUAAACCAAGCAAUGGCCUACCUCCUUCACCUCUGGCUGCUGUUCCUCCCCCUCUUCCAUCAACUCCUGCUCCCCCUGUCACCCGGAGACAGAAAAAAGAGUCACGUUUCCAUAGAAAAUCCCAAAAUAGAAAAUCUUUUGAGUUUGAAGAUGCUUCAAGCCUCCAGUCCUUGUACCCUCCCUCCCCAAGUGAGAAUGGAACUGAAAGCCAGCACAAGUUUGGAUCUAAGAGCACUUUAGAAGAGAAUGCCUACGAAGACAUUGUAGGAGAUUCACCCAAGGAAAAUCCGUACGAGGAUGUGGAGCUGAAAGCCCGUAAUGCAGGCCGAAAAUCCCAGCAGUUCUCAGAAAGUUCCCUAGAUACUUUGCACAGGAUGUGGACUCCGCAGGACAGGAAGUACACAACACCUCCACAGCUACCUUCAAAGCCCAGCAGCCAGUCACUAAGAAUCGGGAACUGGUCAGAAAGGAGAAGCCAUCGUGUACCACGGUUACCCAAGAGACACAGUCAUGAUGACAUGCUGCUGCUGGCCCAGCUUGGCAUUCCCUCCUCUCCAUCCAGCCUGAAUGAAGACAGUUUGAGUACUACCAGCGAACUUCUUUCCACACGCAGAGCCCGGAGGGUGCCAAAGCUUGUACAAAGGAUCAAUUCUAUCUAUAGUGCAAAGAGAGGGAAAAAAAGAUUGAAGAAGCUUUCGAUGUCCAAUAUUGAAACAGCAUCACUGAGAGAUGAAAAUAGUGAGAGUGAGAGUGAUUCAGAUGACAGGUUUAAAGCUCACACCCAGCGCCUUGUCCACAUCCAGUCAAUGCUGAAGAGAGCUCCUAGUUACCGGACUUUGGAACUGGAGCUGAUUGAAUGGCAGGAACGUGAAUUGUUUGAGUAUUUUGUGGUAGUUUCUCUUAAGAAGAAGCCCUCUAAAAAUACUUACCUCCCUGAAGUCACAUAUCAGUUUCCAAAGCUAGAAAGACCCACGAAGCAAGUUCGCGAAGCAGAAGAACGUCUCAAGGCCAUCCCACAGUUCUGCUUCCCAGAUGCCAAGGACUGGAACCCAGUGUCAGAAUACAACAGUGAAACGUUCUCUUUCAUGCUGACGGGAGAAGAUGGCAGCAGAAGGUUUGGUUACUGCAGAAGAUUACUACCAAGUGGAAAAGGUCCACGCCUACCUGAAGUAUAUUGUGUGAUCAGCCGCCUGGGUUGCUUUGACUUAUUUUCCAAGAUACUGGAUGAAGUUGAAAGGAGAAGAGGAAUAUCUGCUGCCCUGGUUUAUCCAUUUAUGAGAAGUCUGAUGGAGUCUCCUUUUCCUGCACCUGGAAAGACAAUCAAAGUCAAGACUUUCCUGCCUGGAGCUGGAAAUGAGGUGAUAGAACUCCGAAGGCCAAUGGACUCUCGCCUGGAACAUGUGGACUUUGAGUGUCUUUUCAAGUGUCUGAGUAUACGGCAAAUCAUCAGAAUCUUUGCCUCCCUCCUUUUGGAACGUCGAGUGAUCUUCAUAGCAGAUAAACUCAGCACCUUGUCCAGCUGCUCUCAUGCGGUGGUGGCUUUGCUGUACCCCUUCUCCUGGCAACACACAUUCAUUCCUGUCCUGCCUUCUUCCAUGAUUGACAUUGUCUGCUGCCCUACUCCGUUUCUGGUUGGAUUGCUUUCCAACUCACUGCCUAAACUAAAGGAGCUACCGGUAGAAGAGGCUUUGAUGGUGAACCUUGGAUCUGAUCGUUUCAUCAGACAGAUGGAUGAUGAAGACACACUUUUGCCUAGGAAAUUGCAAGCAGCUCUGGAGCAGGCUCUAGAGAGGAAGAGUGAUUUAAUAAACCAAGAUUCAGACAGCGAAUCAGAUGAGGAGUGUAAUACCCUGAAUGGAUUAGUAUCAGAAGUGUUCAUCCGUUUCUUUGUGGAGACGAUCGGACACUAUUCCCUUUUCCUCACUCCAAAUGAAAAGGCCGAGCGAGUCUUCCAGAGAGAGGCUUUCCGCAAAUCUGUGGCUUCAAAGAGCAUCCGCCGUUUCCUAGAGGUCUUUAUGGAAUCUCAGAUGUUUGCUGGUUUUAUCCAAGAUAGAGAACUCCGAAAAUGCAGGGCAAAAGGUCUCUUUGAACAGAGGGUUGAACAGUAUUUGGAAGAGCUUCCAGACACUGAACAAAGUGGAGUAAAUAAGUUUCUGCGAGGCCUUGGAAAUAAAAUGAGGUUCCUUCACAAGAAGAAUUAAUUCAUUUCUACUGAAAUAUGGAUCCAAAGACUAUUUAUGAUGCCGGCACAGAUCACCACCUCCCCC
This is a messenger RNA of Lacerta agilis (Sand lizard), 3589 nucleotides long. It is a transcript of the gene DENND2B, whose product is annotated as DENN domain containing 2B. The transcript has 20 exons. NCBI's taxonomy places the organism in Eukaryota, Metazoa, Chordata, Lepidosauria, Squamata, Lacertidae. Bases 152 to 3523 code for a protein of 1123 amino acids. Gene Ontology annotation, biological process: positive regulation of ERK1 and ERK2 cascade. The record is from RefSeq and is a predicted model, not a curated record.